Molecule: messenger RNA, 2858 nt
Organism: Oncorhynchus mykiss (rainbow trout)
Lineage: Eukaryota; Metazoa; Chordata; Actinopteri; Salmoniformes; Salmonidae
Product: glucose-6-phosphatase catalytic subunit 1
Biological process (GO): glucose 6-phosphate metabolic process; gluconeogenesis
Cellular component (GO): membrane
Molecular function (GO): glucose-6-phosphatase activity
Source: RefSeq, a predicted model, not a curated record
CAAAUGCCCUAACCUUGAAUAAAGUCCAGUGGGAACAACAGACUGCAUGACAGUCCUGGAGCUCAAGAGGACCGCUUCUGACCAUUCUCCAAUCCUCGCCCAGCUUUGGUGUAUCUUCCCUGGGGACUGAUCUGGAUCCACACCACAGUCAUGGAUCUUUUCCACAGCUGGGGGGUGGAAGUGGCCAUCCAUCUGCAGACCCAGUAUGGGCAUUAUGAGGGCUGGUUUAGCCUAGCCUCUACAGUGGCUGACCUGCAUACCACCUUCUUUUGUUUCUUCCCAGUCUGGUUUCAUCUGCGCAGGGACGUGGGUGUAAAGCUCAUCUGGGUGGCUGUCAUCGGGGACUGGCUCAACCUGGUCAUGAAGUGGGUUCUAUUUGGAGAGAGACCCUAUUGGUGGGUCCAUGAUACCCGCUUCUAUGGGACAGAUCCAGCCCCUGCCUUAAAACAAUUCCCUAUCACCUGUGAAACUGGACCAGGAAGCCCUUCGGGUCAUGCCAUGGGCUCGUCUGGGGUGUGGUACGUGAUGAUAACAGCUGUCUUCUCAGUGGCGACAGAAAGGCGGUUCCCCCCUCUCCUGUACAGGUUCUUGCAGGUGGGGCUCUGGAUGCUGCUGUGUACAGUAGAGCUGUUGGUGUGCAUGUCCAGAGUCUACAUGGCUGCCCACUUCCCACACCAGGUCAUCAGUGGGGUCAUCACAGGUAUCAUGGUGGCUGAGGCCUUCUCCAGAGUGCAGUGGAUCUAUGGAGCCAGUCUGAAGAAGUACUUCUACACCACCCUCUUUCUGCUCUCCUUUGCUGUGGGCUUCUACGAGCUACUGAAAGCUAUAGGCGUGGACCUGCUGUGGUCCCUGGAGAAAGCCCAGAAGUGGUGUGUGAGAGCCGAGUGGGUCUACAUGGACUCCACUCCUUUCGCCAGCCUCCUGCGCAACAUGGGCACCCUGUUUGGCCUGGGCCUGGGCCUGCACUCACCCCUCUACACCGAGAACAAGAACAGCAGCAUCCCCUUCAGGGUGGGGUGUAUCACUGUCUCUUUAUUGUUGCUACAGAUUUUGGAUGGCUUGACGUUCUCCUCGAGAGACCAGGCAAUGUUCUAUGUGUUGUCAUUUAGUAAGAGUGCUGCUGCUCUCUUCAUUCCCACAGCUCUGGUUCCCGGAGGACUCUCCUGGAUCUUCCCAGGUAGUGGGGCGGCUAAGCUGAAAUUUUCAUAACAACAGUUCACUUUAUGAUAAAAGCACCAAAUUUUGCAGAGGUAGAUUUAUGUACCCUGAAAUUAUUUACAUAUCAGGCCAUGGCAGCCAUCUUACAAAAUGGCCACUGAAAGUAACACAACAUUUUACAAUUCAGAAGUAGUGUUUUGAUAUAACUGCACCAAAUGUGUUACAGAGGUAUGUACCCUGAAAAUAUUUACAGUAUAUAUGGAGCCCCCACAGAUUUGGCCCCUGGGGCCACAGCAGACAUUUUACAAAAUGCCAACAUAUUGUAAUACUGUUUAACAAUUCGGAAUGACUGUUUUGUGAUAACAGCACCAAAUAUGCUACAUAGGUACAUUGAUGUCCCCCGAAAGGAUUAAGAAAUGGAAACACCACAGAUUUGGCCCCUGGGGGCCUCUACGGGGCCAUGUCAGUCAUUUUACAAAAAUCACAACAUAUUGUAAAAUUGUUUUACAAUGCAGAAGGACUGUUUUGAGAUAACAGCACCACAUUUAGUACAGAGGUAGAUAGUACAGAGGUACAGUGCUUUCAGACAGUAUUCAUACACCUUGAUUUCUUCCACAUAUUGUUGUGUUACAGCUUAAAUUGAAAAUGGAUUACAUGUAUUUAUUUUUAUCUCACACAAUACCUCAUAAUGACAAAGUGAAAACAUAUUUUUUGUAAAUGUUUGCCAAUGUAUAUUUAGGCUUGCCAUAACAAAGGGGUUGAACUCAAGACCAUGUGGUAUUGUGUAGGCUAGUGACCAAAAAUCUCAAUUUAAUCAAUUUUAAAUUCAGUCUUUGACAAAAUGUUUUGGGAAAAAUGUCAAGGGGUGUGAGUACUUCCCGAAGGCACUGCAUGUCAGGGAUGUGCAACUAUGAUGGGGGUCUGGAGUCAUUAUGAGGGGCUGCAGUGGCUCGUGGGUCUGCGUACCCACACAUCCACACUGUGGCGGAGAGAAGAUUUUGCAGUUGUAGAGCGCAUUUCAAGCAAUUCUAAACAUUUUGCCAUAGGGUGGAGGCAAAUGUUUGCAGUUUUUAAUUUGAUGACUUAUGAUCAAUGGGCCUCACCCUGGUCGGUAAUUGCUUACUACAAGUUCAGAUAGCUAGACUAAUUUAGCUAGACUAAUUUACCAAUGACAUGAGCUAAUUAAGAGACUGCUGAUGCACAACUAAAUUCCAAAAUUGAACCUUGUAUUGUAUUAUUCUAACUCUUAGUUGAGACCCUGACCGAGUCCCCCCCCCCCACCCUGAUUUUAAAUUGGUCCACGGGCCGUAUGCAUCCCGCGGGCCACCAGUUGCCUAUCCCUGUAGAUGCUGCAGUGUAGCUUCUGAUGGAAUCCUAUACAUUCAAGACUUAUAGAUGGAUAUGGUUAUGCACAGGUGGUGAAUAUGAUCAAGCAUCUAAAAAGUUUGUAAUAUGGCAGGUAACCUGGUUGAUUUGAAGAAGUUAAAGUGUUUGACAAUUUUUGUGUUUUGUAUUUACUAGAUAUUGUGAACAAGUUUGCAGAGAUGAAUUAGUGAGUAAAAUCAGACAGAGGUGUUUAUACUUUUGAGUUUGAUUGUUCUUCCGAGAAAGCUUCGGUCCAGCUUUUCUUCUCUGUGUCUUGUUUUUCCAAAAUGCCAAUGCUGAUUAAAUUUUCACCAGAGCCAGGCAUUAAACAUUAA